GUCGUCCUCUUCGUAUACAAGAACUCGCUCUGCCCAACGCUGCGGUGUUAAAGCUCGCUGUUAAGGCCACCGUCAUCAUACCCCGAACAACCCAGGUCAUCCCAUGGCCGGUCCUUCUUGUCUCAGUAUGGCAGCUCCCGCCUGGCACAUAAUACUUGCUACACAUGCAAGACUCCUUCCUCAAUGGGGAAAAUGCAAUUGUCCUCCGACACGGACGCGCAAAUAUCUGUUUAUAUAAUCGGCGGAUGAUGUGUUGAAACCACCCGCCCCAUCCACCCCACAUUGCCGCAAAUCCCGGGUCCUUUGCACAGGGUGUGAAAAUGCAAAGGUACAAAAAAUAAUAACAAUAAUAUGUUCCAAGUCCAUUCGACUGGCCAGGGGGCGUAGGUGUCGACGACAUCUUGAUUUGGACCAGGGACGCGGUAAGGGAUGCUUUUGGCCAGAGAUUCAUAUGAUCAGAGACAAAACGAGAUUCGCGGUUUGGAAAGCGUCGCGGCAGGGCAAAAUUGCUGUGUGUUGUCCUACAUACCCACCCGCUUUCGUCUUCCCCUGUGCCUGAUGGUUUUUUUUUUUUGGCUGAACGCACGGUAGCAGUCUUACGGUCCCAAUAGACCAAUGGAUCUCUCUUCUAGAACACAGACCUGCUGCAGAAGUUAUCGAUGCACCUGAUAUAACUGACGACGGCACUGUGGUGGUCUCCAAGAGUCAUGUCGUCAUGACCCACGUUCUUCAUCCACGUCAAGAGAACCCCAAACUGACCAUUUUGUAUGAAGACAUCUCUCAGUCAACGCAUGUAACGUACCUAGUAGAUUCUCUUUCGCAUCGAGGAGAGCCAUCAUGGCAGAGACGACGCAAGAGCUCCAUACCAAAUACGAGCCUCAUCCAGAUCCCCAGCAACUGACGGGCCACGACCGCCAUGCUGUAGAUUACGAGCCUCACCCGGAGCACUCGUUGAAGAUAUCACCGGAGCACGAGACUAUUGUCAAGUCCAUCACAAACCUCUAUUCGGGCAGCUGCAGCGAGAAGGACAUGUCGGUGUACGCAGAGAAGGCGAUCUACGAUGACCCGCUCUCUUAUUGCGACACCCGAUACAAGAUUGCCGGCCAGUGGUAUGGCCUGCCCAAGAUCUUCACCAAGUUGGCGACCAAGAAGGUUGAAGUGGUCAAGGACACGCCGACGGACAUUGUCUUCAAACUAAGACAGGAGUACACUCUUAGGGUGGCCAACACUCCCAAGGAAGUCGACUCUCUCGUCUCACUGUCACUCGACGAGGCCGGAAAAGUGCGGUAUCACAAGGACAUGUGGAACUCCCAGGACUACAGCCAUUCGGGCAUUGGCAAGCUGAUCAAGACCUUGAAUGGUGAUCAUCUUCCAAAGAUCACUCAGCCACCGGAUUCAUUGUAGGCGCCUUCACACCAGGCAGUCCUCCGGGGUUGGCAGCAUGGUACCACCGGGCUCAUUUCUGGGGUAUAGAUGCCUUUGCAGAGGGAGCGACCGAAGGAAGAAAGAUAUGCAAUAGGAUGAGUAAGGGUGAGCGAGCAAAGGUUCUGGCGAGAGAUGGACUGCGCCAAUCGGAGCGCAGGCGGGUGUGUUUUGGGGGCAACUGGAAACGGUUGGAGGAAAGGUACGGAGGGAGAAAUCCCAUGUGCUGGAACGAGAGAACUCGAGGGCGUUUUCGACAAAAUGGCGGUGUGAAAGAUGGUUGAGGCCUGAGCCGGAGCCCGUUGUCGGUGUUGAUAUUGAUGUGUUGUAGCAGCCCUUCUGAGGCACCAUGGGGAUCCAGUCCAUAUUAUCUCCAGGAGUGAUAGCGAUCACCGAAAACGAACAAAGUGUAACAGCGAUAGAAAAGGGCCAAAGGGAAAACAAGCAAUGGCAAGCAAGGCACGAAAUGCCGUUGACCAACUGCGCGCAGUUUAGCCUCCAGGCUUGCGCUGGCGGGGUUCC
Molecule: messenger RNA, 1944 nt
Organism: Cladophialophora immunda
Lineage: Eukaryota; Fungi; Ascomycota; Eurotiomycetes; Chaetothyriales; Herpotrichiellaceae
Exons: 1
Coding region: 838-1404 (188 amino acids)
Source: RefSeq, a predicted model, not a curated record